AUGAUCCAACUCAAAACCACCCUCCUAGCACUCCUCAGCAUCUCUCAAACCACCGCCGAGUGCACUCGCGACUCCCUCCUUCUCGCAGCCCAAACCUACAUCUCCACCCAAACAACCGGCACGCUUUCUACGCUGGCCCUCUCCCAAAACUUCACGUACCGCGAAAACAACAAAAUCAUCGACCUCAAAAAAGGAAUCCUAGUUUCGCCCCUCAAAAUCACUUUUAACCGCUCCACAGCCGACACUACAGCGUGUGCUAGCUACACAAACCUCAUUGUGUUAACCCCAAAACCUUAUGUCAUAUCCACUCAAAUCAGACAUGACAGUGGGACAGGGAUUAGCAUGAUCGAUUCCAUCGUCGCAACGACUAAAGAUUUAUUUUUCAACGCCACACUCACACAAUCUUACCUCCGCGCCGAAAACUGGGGCGUCCAAACCGCACCCGUAAACCGCGAUCUCUUAAAGCGCGUAGGCGACGCAUAUCUGGAUAUGUGGACGGAUGCCAAAGCCGCGGAUUCCAUACCGUGGGGUACUGAUUGUGAGAGGGUUGAGGGGAGUAAAUUGACGAGACCGUGCGGUGGACAGCUACCGCAUGGUGGAAGUACGAAACCGAAUGGGAUGAGGCGGUAUGUGAUUGAUGAAUUGGUGGGGAGCGUGGAUGUGCUUUGUGCGUUUGAUUCGUUGGGGAAUAUGCCUGAUUCGCAUGAGAUUAGGGUGGAGGGGGGGAAGGUCAAGUAUGUGCAUACUGUUACGGUGCUUGCGUAG
Glarea lozoyensis ATCC 20868 is the source of this 765-nucleotide messenger RNA. RefSeq lists its product as uncharacterized. The transcript has a single exon. The record is from RefSeq and is a predicted model, not a curated record. NCBI's taxonomy places the organism in Eukaryota, Fungi, Ascomycota, Leotiomycetes, Helotiales, Helotiaceae. Bases 1 to 765 code for a protein of 254 amino acids.